Molecule: messenger RNA, 1179 nt
Organism: Racocetra fulgida
Lineage: Eukaryota; Fungi; Glomeromycota; Glomeromycetes; Diversisporales; Gigasporaceae
Source: the annotation of a GenBank genome assembly
AUGAUCGGUCAACAGGUUGUUCUUGGUCUUCUUGUAUGGUUUUGUGCAAAGCGAAUUUCAAAGAAACCAAUAGAUAAAAAUAAACGUAAAUCAGAAAAGAAGGAGACUAAAGAAAUUGACAUGGAGGUUCAGGAGACUCAUGUGGCAGAUGCUGCAUCUACAUUGUCUAUUGAUGUCUUAGAAAAAAGACAAUAUAUGGAUCAGGAAAGUUUAAUAGCGAAUCCCCCUUCUCCAUUUAUCCGUAGACCAACACAACCUCAGAGACAAGAAAAUCAAAUACCUAAUGAAACUACGCCAGAACAUAACCGUACACCAGGAAAUUCAAGGAUUCAAAAAAAUCAGGGCAAUUCAAGGAUUCAAGAAAAUCAGGGCAAUUUAAGAAUGCAAGAAAAUCAGGGCAAUUUAAGAAUGCAAGAAAAUCAGGGCAAUUUAAGAAUGCAAGAAAAUCAAGGCAACUCAAGGAUUACUCAAAGCUUACAGGGUUUGCCGCCUGUACGCUCGUUGACAUAUAAUAAUCCUCCGAACUCAAAGCUUCCAAUUGUUCAUCAGCACAACACGACGUUACCUUCUCAACGAUUGACAAAUUAUCAGCAAAUGCCUCAAUAUGUACCAGAUAUGCGUCCUUUAAAUGGUAAUGGUAUGAUGUUUCCACCUACUCUAAAUCAAGCUGAAUCUGUAUCAGGCUUUCAACAGCCACAGCAACCUCUGCAAUCAUAUCAACCACAUAACAAAGUGCCAUUCUCUCUUGGUCAUAAACGCUCAGAUAGUUUUCCUCAAUCUCGAUCCUUUCCUUUACCACCUAUUCCCAAUAAUCCAGGAACUUAUCAGGUUUCACAGCAAUCUGCACAUCAAGGAAACAAUCAAUAUAAAAUAGAUCAACCUUCAAUUAUUCAGCCAAAUGUUCCUUAUUUAUCAUAUAAUAAUUCAAGAUCAUUACCAAACUUACAUGACAAUAUAACUGAAUCCCCAAUACCACCGAUUCCUUCUAUUCCGGUACCUAAUAGCCAACAACAAAAUAAUAUUAUUACUCCAAUGUCAAAUAAUGUUUAUUCACAACCAAAGACUCCUAAUCCUUUAUUCAAAUCUUUAGAGGAAUCAAAAAAUAUAAUACCAAAUUCUGAUAAUAGAGACUCGUUAAAAAGAAUGAGACGAAAAUCUGCGCAUAAUGUUAGAGGAGAG